GGCCCGAAGCCCCCGGUCGGGCCUGAAUAAACUCUGCAUGUGCACGCGAGGGAGCAAUACCCUGGGUGGGGGCGGGGAGCCGGGGGAAUACGUGGCAGUAGCUGUUUUUGUGCAGCCCAGCUGGCCUGGAAGUCACUAUUACACCAGGCUACCUCCAGCUCACAGCUCUGCCUGCCUCUCCUUCCAGUGGUGGGAUUAAAGGCGUGGGAAUGAAACACCACACCUGGCAAAAUUGUAUUUCUAUUUUGAGUGCCUGUGUGUAUAGCAGGUCCAGCUUCCUCCCUCGGGUUAUUCUUCUCAAGGACUUCCCAUUUUGGUGCUCUGGUCAUCACUAGGAGCAUUCAGCCCAGGACCCAAGUAGGGACAAUGUCCCCUGCCAUCGCACUGGCAUUCCUGCCACUCGUGGUGACAAUGUUGGUGAGAUAUCGGCACCACUUCCGACUGCUGGUGCGCACAGUCUUGCUGAGGAGCUUCAGAGACUGCCUGUCAGGACUGCGCAUUGAGGAGCGGGCCUUCAGCUAUGUGCUCACCCAUGCCCUGUCUGGGGACCCUGGUCACAUCCUCACUACCCUAGACCACUGGAGCAGCUGCUUUGAGUACCUGGGCCACAUGGGACCUGUUAAAGGUCAGAUUCUGAUGCGGCUGGUGGAGGAGAAAGCCCCUGUUUGUGUGCUGGAGUUGGGCACCUUCUGCGGAUACUCUACACUGUUUAUUGCCCGUGCUUUACCCCCUGGGAGUCGCCUUCUCACGGUGGAGUGGGACCCACGCACAGCAGCAGUGGCUGAAAAACUCAUCCGACUGGCUGGCUUUGACGAGAGAACGGUGGAGCUCAUCACAGGCAGCUCGGAGGAGGUGAUCCCACACCUACGAUCCCAGCACCAGCUGAGUCAGGCAGACCUGGUGCUCCUGGCACAUCGACCCCGGUAUUACCUGCGGGACCUGCAGCUACUGGAGGCUCAUGUGCUGCUGCCAGCUGGUGCCACUGUGUUGGCUGACCAUGUGCUUUUUCCUGGUGCACCCCGCUUCUUACAAUAUGCCAAGAGCUGUGGCCGCUAUCGCUGCCGCCUCCAUCACACCAGCCUCCCAGACUUCCCCGCCAUCAAAGAUGGUAUAGCUCAGCUCACUUAUGCUGGACCUGGCUGAGGUCUAGAACCUGUGGUAUUUACUGAUGUACCCCAGCCCUACCCAAGCAAGGACCUCAGAACAUUCCCCUUUCAUUCCUGUUUAGGGUCUAACACAUGCUGGGCUCAGGGCUAGGGAGGCCUUCUUCCCAACUUUGCCCCCCUCCGGCCUUCAUACUGAUCCAAAGUGUCAAAUUCUAUCAGGCUACUUGUUCCCACAAGGUUCCACUCCUAGAAAGCCAGGGACUAGCAGGCAAGAGGUCUGAGCUCUCAACCCAGCUCUGUUAGGGAUUUCUAACUCCACCAGAGUCCUUCCCUCCUCUGAGAUUCAGUCUCCUUUCUUAAUACUAAGGCCCUUGGCUCUGAGCUUCAUCCCUAGUGCAUGCCAUUCCGGAUGGGAUCAGAGGAAGUUGAAGACAAUGAGAAUCCCUGAAGGAGCAUCUGGGUACAAGCUGGGUCACAGAACUAUC
Nannospalax galili (Upper Galilee mountains blind mole rat) is the source of this 1591-nucleotide messenger RNA. Its product is annotated as transmembrane O-methyltransferase homolog. The transcript is spliced from 5 exons. The coding region runs from base 367 to 1143 and encodes 258 amino acids. The record is from RefSeq and is a predicted model, not a curated record. Gene Ontology annotation, molecular function: catechol O-methyltransferase activity. Lineage: Eukaryota; Metazoa; Chordata; Mammalia; Rodentia; Spalacidae. Gene Ontology annotation, biological process: dopamine metabolic process; developmental process; catecholamine catabolic process.